Molecule: messenger RNA, 1771 nt
Organism: Dioscorea cayenensis subsp. rotundata (Guinea yam)
Lineage: Eukaryota; Viridiplantae; Streptophyta; Magnoliopsida; Dioscoreales; Dioscoreaceae
Product: putative transcription factor bHLH041
Exons: 8
Coding region: 53-1588 (511 amino acids)
Molecular function (GO): protein dimerization activity
Source: RefSeq, a predicted model, not a curated record
AAACCCUAAUCCACCUUCUUCCUUACUUCUUCCUAUCCUUCAUACCUCCUUCAUGGACUCUAUCUUCUUCUUGGAAGCUGAAGCUCGCCGCCUUUUUCUUCGUGAUGUCGGCCGAACUCUUGGCUGUCUCUACAUCUCUUUAUGGUCUUACAUCCCUCCACCUUCCAAUUGUCUUGUUUGCAUGGAUGCAUGGUUCCAUGAGGAUGAUGCUACUCAACCUUCUACUACUUCCUUUUUGAGUGUUCCUCAAAGACUCUUUGAUGCUUAUAAGAGAUCCUUUUGUUCCAUCCAAGAUAGUUCUGUUCCUGGUGUUGCCUUCAAACAAGGCUUGCCAUACUUUGAACUAAGGGAAUCAGAGUUAAUCACUUCAGCUUAUUCGCAAGUUCAACAACACUUCUAUCAGGAAGCUGGAGUUAAGACUGCUGUUUUUCUUGGAUGCAAUGGAGGAGAGGCUGAAAUUGGAAUGCCUACAUUGCCCAAUAUGAUGAACAUGCAAAUGGAUAUAAGACAAAUUUUCACAGAAUUAAUUCCCACUGAUCUUAGCAAGCCUUCAUCAUCAUCAUCAUCUUCACUGAGAUCACUCUCCAUCGGCAGCCCCGAAUACUCACCUCUCCUUCUCAACAAGCCUUCAACUACUCACUUCGACGAUAAUUUUCGUGAUACCGCCACCAAACAAGCAACUCCACCUUCCUACUUAUUAACGAUGCAAGCCUCCGGCUUCAAUCAAUACCAACAAACUUGGUUUCCAAACCAGUCGAGUGAAGACGACGCAAUGACAAAGGCAAUGCUUGCUGUGAUUUCAUCAUCUUCACCUUCUUCUCAUCCUCCUCCUCCUCCUCCUCCAAAGUUAAACCAACCAGUUGGUGCAUUUAGACUUUAUAAUCCAUCACUUGCUCCAAGAACUGAUCCCAAGAACACCACAUGGCACAGCCAAAAGAUGAUCAAGAUGGCCAUUGCUCUUUCAAAAAGAAUCAAUCUCAUUAAGUUCAAAUCUGCAGCAGUACUCCAAGAUCAAAGGCCAACUAGUAAUCAGUUACAUCAUAUGAUAUCCGAGCGAAAACGGAGAGAAAAACUCAAUGAGAGCUUCCUUGCUCUCAGAAAUCUCCUCCCUCCUGGUUUUAAGAAAGACAAAGCUUCAGUUCUAGCAAACACAAAGGACUAUCUCAACACUCUGAAAGCUGAGAUUUCUGAACUUAAACAAAAGAAUGAAAUACUAGAAAAGAAGCUCUUGUUUGCUGAUGAAAUCCCAGAAAAUGCUGAUGAUGAUUCAAAUGAAAAAUUCAAGGUUCAAAUCACAAGACUCUCUGAAUCAACCUCACAAGGCCAAAGAAUCACCCUCACAAUAGAUGUCAGGGAAGAAUGUGAUAUAAUAGUUUUCAUCCUUCGGGUUCUCGAAUGUCUUAAAUCGAUGAGUUUUAUAAAUUUGGUGUCGAUCAAUGCGAGCACAUUGCCGCCACACAUACAUAUGUUCGCACGAGGAACACUAACGUUACAAAUCGAAGCUAGUGACUGGGAUGAAGCUUCUUUCAAAGAGACAGUGACUCGGAUGGUGGCCAGGACGUUGGCACGGCCGGAGACGGAGUCAUGAAGUUUGCUGGAAUGGUCGCCGGAGAUUGAGAAAACACUAGUUAAUGAUGAAAGAUAUAUAUAUAUAUAUUAUCUUUUAAUUGUAUGGUCAAAAAGCUAGUUAUUAUUAAGCUAAUGAGGGGAUUAGUAGUUAAUCCUUGAAGGUUUAGGUAAGACGGCGAGUUUGACUGACUGACUGAGUUGU